Clunio marinus is the source of this 641-nucleotide messenger RNA. NCBI's taxonomy places the organism in Eukaryota, Metazoa, Arthropoda, Insecta, Diptera, Chironomidae. The record is from the annotation of a GenBank genome assembly.
AUGUUGGUAGACUGGGAGUACAUCGAAUCGACAUUUGCUAAGGCGCUCUCAGUUGAGCCAAGCACACAAAACCGACGACAUCACGUUCUAGUGAAAUUAAAACCGAACACAAAUAAUAUGACGUCAAUCGAGAGAUAUACACUGAUUAUCGUUUACUUUCUCGGUGUGCUAGCUACACUCACACUCAGCAUGGUGAUCAAAAUGGGAAGAGAUAUUAGCACUGACAGCCAAGCCACAGAAUUUACAAGCGCAGAAUGUAGUGAAAGUUACGAAAGCACCGAUCUCUGCAUAAGCAAAAAGCAUAUGAUUAACCCAAAUGAUCUGAUCAACUCAUCAGAAAUUGAGUUUGAUUUCGAUCCAAAGUUUUCUCAAACUAUCGAAGUUGAGCUUUGUAUAAACGAAGGUUCACCAUGUGCAGAACAUUAUCCAAAGAUGAAGACAAUGUGUAGACAGAAAUAUCUGACAAUUCAACUUCAAGUGGUUGCCAAAAAUCAAACAAAAUCUCAACUCGAGACAUUUUCAAUUCCGAGUAAUUGUGAGUGUGUCUUUUACCGCCAGUGGUGAAGCAAUUCUCUCUCUUCCAAUUCUAUGUAUAAGUUAUCAUAAGUUCAUAUUAUUCAUAACGUUUAGUCCACCACCAA